This is a messenger RNA of Caenorhabditis briggsae, 4467 nucleotides long. RefSeq names its product Protein CBR-TAG-184 (gene Cbr-tag-184). Gene Ontology annotation, cellular component: small-subunit processome; nucleolus; 90S preribosome. Lineage: Eukaryota; Metazoa; Nematoda; Chromadorea; Rhabditida; Rhabditidae. The record is from RefSeq and is a predicted model, not a curated record.
AUGCACUCGGAUCUAGUGAAGGCGUUGAGAAUGAGCGUUUGUGAACGACUCUCCGAGAUGUUCCAUGCGUUCCCGGAUCGCGAAUUUUCGAAAGAAGAAAUCGUCGCUAUCAAGGACACCAUUUUCCGCCAUUAUGUCGAGGAAAUGCCUCUUGUCAGUGUCAUUCAAAGAACAGAGCAAAUGAUUCCAGUGGCACCGUUCGCAGUUGUGAAGCUGUUAGCCUCGAUCUGUCAAAUCCCGUCUCUUUAUCAGUUGCUGACCAUUACAAUCAAAUGGAGAAUUCAGGAACAGAAAGAUGAAGUUUUAAAAUGUGAUACAUUAGAUCUUCUUCUUGGUCCUCUUCUCUGGCCUGGUUGCUUCGAUUUGAUGCUAAAAACCAUUCGGAAUGGAAUCAUGAAGUUAUCGGAACUCGCAGAUGAGCCAAUGGUUCAGAUUUCUAAUUUGGUUGAUUGUCAGAAGAUUGAAACCAAAAAGAAAGUCAACUUUGGAACCACUCUCCUCAGCCGGAAAACAAGAUUUGUUCUUGAAUUCCUCACAAAUCAAAUCGAACGAGAAGUUGCCGAGACCAAAAGACCUGCUCCUGAAAGUAUCACUCUUCUUGAACGAUUCUCGGACUUUGUAUCGGAAACAGACGACGUCGCCAAUCGUCUCGCAACUCCUCUUCUUCUGUGUGUCGAAAGAAGGAAGUGUAAUGAAGAGACACUCGUCAAUAUGAUGAAGUCUUUGGCUAGAAUCGCACCUCUUCUCAAGGAUCCUGAAUCCUACUUCCCCAAAUUCCCAAGACUUUUCGUAAGAAUGGAAGGCAGAACACUGAGAGACGCACUGGUUUUGAUGGUUGAAGGUUUAGUGGAAUCGAAGAACUUGGAUGAGAAUAUCCGAAAAACUCUGCAUCUUCUAUGCGAACUUGAUGCUUGGGACAAAACGAAAGUGGAUGAACCUCAUUUUGAAAGGCGAUAUGCAGCAUACGCGGAAUUAAUGAAAAUCUGGAAUAGCGAGGAACCAACAAAUCAUACUAUUCUGGCCAUGAUUUUGAGCUCUCACUUCCAUCUUAUCUCUACGACGAAUGACCUAUCCCUGCGGAUGACUGCUGGAAACAACGUUCGAGCGAUGGUCCAAUAUGCUGGUAGAACAUUGCCUGUCGUUGAGAAACGACUCUUCCUUGAUGCUUAUCUGAAUCCAACUAUCAUCGCUUUCUUGAAGCAUGAAGUAGAUGCUGUCCGCGAAGAAGCACUCAAUACUCUGGGAGUGAUGACAAAGGGUUUCAAGGAGAGCCAACAUCUAGCUGAAAGACAAAGAGCCAUUCGACUAGUCGAAUCAGUAGCAAGUGGCGAGAAGAACGUUUCAUUCAAUUCCAUGAACAAGUAUUUGGUACCAAUCAUUCAUCCUUACCUAGUCAACUAUUCCGCUAAAUUCAAUGCGAUUUCCGAUGAGUCACUGGGACUUUUGAAACUGAUCAUGACAAAAGCGCCAUGGGGAAAGUAUUGUUCUUACCUCGAGAGUUGGUUGGCCCGAGUCGAAAAAGCAACAGCUACAAAGGACAACGAGUUCACUGAUAAAGCACUUGUCCGUAUUGUUGUCGCUGUUAUUGAAGCAUUCCACUUUGAUGUAACACUGGAGGAAGGAGAGACAUAUGAAGUUACCACCGAAGAAGACGGAAAAGAAGUUGUGAAGAGUGAGAAGCAGACAAUUCUCGAAAGAAUCAGCCGAGUCAUUCUUCCUCGACUUUCGAAAAGUUUGGAUUCGCAGGCACAAGCUGUGGAGAAGAACGCUAGGAGUGCGGAGACACACGCUACGGCUCUUCACCUCGAUAUUCAACGUGCUCCAAUCGCUCUGGCGAUUGUGAAACUUCUGCAGAAACUGCCGGAUUCAGUGACAGGACAACAUCUCCAUGGAGUCAUCUUGAAAUUGUGUAAUCUUAUGAUGACACAUUCGUAUGAUGUUCGUGAGACGGCUAGGAAGACAUUGGUUCAAAUUGUGAAAUGCUUGGGACCCAAAUAUCUUGCUUCAGUGAUCACAGAGAUUUCUUUGACGAUGACAAAAGGAUUCCAGGUCCACGUGGCCAUUUUCUCCGUCCAUACACUAAUCGUCGCAAUGAAGAAUGCAAUGAAAGGAGGAGAGCUCGAUUCAGCUAUCAGUGUUAUCGUAAAAAUGUGUAUCAAGGAUCAGUUCGCUGCCGAAGACAAGGAGAACGGUGCAGUCAAAGCAGAAUGCCCAGAAGCCAAGGGAAACCGUGCUCCAGAAAUGAUGCUCCAUCUUGGAAGAAUUGUGUCACCAGCUGGAAUUCAAUUGGUGCUAGCUCCAUUCCGAGACGUUGUCAACGAACAUCCAUCAGCUAAAGCGAUUCAACGAGUUUCGGCUCUUCUCUCAAAAUUUGCUGGAGGACUAAAAGAUAACGAUUCACUGGAUCACUCUAACCUGUUGACCUACAUUUUCAAGUCGCUCACCUCGGAUAUUCAGAAACUGAUGGAUAUGGAGACUAAAAAUGGACAAAAAGAUGCGAAAAACAAAAGUCGUCGUCCAGAAAGUUGCCUUAUCCUUGCUGCUGCCCCUCAGAGAAUCGGUGCAAUGACGAAGGUUGUUAUCAGAAGCCGUGAUCACGUCUUCGCUGAGUUCUUCGUUUUGUUAUUCUCCUCUCUGCUGAAAGAAAAGAAGUUUGAUUUGUCUGACGAUUCGAUGGUCUCUCGGCUGAAUCCAUUCGUCAAACUCAUCCUAGACUGUUUCGAUUUCAAAUACGAGAAACUAGUUUCGUGUUCGAUGCGAGCCCUCUGCUCCAUGAUCAAAAUGCAAUUGCCUGCAGUGGCUGCGAACUCUCAACGAGUCUCCGACACUCUUUUCGUGCUACUCAGUGAUUAUUCUUCAAUUGGGCAAGCCGGACACAAGCCAGCUAUCGUACUUCUCAAUCAGUUGAUCUACAAAGGCUUUACCAAUCUGAUUGCGACGACGGGAAGUGUUUUCUUGGAUAAUGACAAACUGACGCUAUUGUUGGCUUAUGCGGAAGCAGAUGUCAUGGACCAACACAAACAAGCGACCAUGUUCUCGUUGAUAAAAGCUCUUGUGAAGCGAGGUGUUCGACAUGAGCGACUUGGAGAGAUUAUGGAUCAUUUGGCAGAGACUUCGAUCAGAUCACCAUUAGUGAAUAUCAGAGAACAGUGCCGAGAGACACUUCUGGAUUAUAUUGGCGGAGCAUCAGAUGCAGAUAAAAACGUCGAGAAACACAUUGAAUUCUUCUUGGAUCAGCUGGAAUACGAAUAUGAAACAGGACGAAUGAGUGCUGCCGAGAUGCUUGCAGCAUUGUUCAAAAAUCUUGUUGCGAAGUCUCUUGCGCCUCUUCACAUGCUAUGCGUCGUCAAGAUGGGUGCUGCAAUGAUGAAUGACGAGUCAAAAAAAGUAGCUAACCACAUUGGAUUAGCUCUUCGACAUCUGCUGGAAUCAGUUGGCCCCGCACAAAGACAAGAGACUUUCGAAGUUGCCUGUCAGUGGUUGAAGGCAGAAGAUGAAAACGCGAGGGCUGUUGGAAUUCAGACCGCAGUUCAACUCAGCUACGUAGAGAAGGAAACAAUGGCGAAUAGAUUGGUACCUAUUGUGAAUCAAGUCAAGGAAAUACUGUUCAACGGAGAUGUCUUUGAGAAUAACAGUGAAACCUCAAUCACAGUCAUUUUGAAUGGGCUCACUCGCAUUAUCAUCAAUGUAGGAAAGACAGCAAUAUCUGAGAUGGAUGCUAUCGAAUUCAUUCGGUCGAUGGAGGAGCUGUGCAAGUGUGAAGAGUCGAUUGAAGUGAUGCUAGCUGCGUCUACACUCAUCGGACAGCUUCUUUCUCAAAUCGAGUUGUCGGAAGUUCCGAACGAGCUAGCGAAGGAUGUCUGUUUUUGGAUGAGUCGUCAUCUGAGACACGAGAAAAUGAGCACUGCCGUCGGGGAACAGGCUUCUAAGAAUAUUGUAUUCCUAGCAAAGAAUAUCAAGUCGGAAGAAUACCGUACUCUGGUUGGAUUCAUUGCUGCUGCCUGUAGAUAUGAAAUCAAGCAUUCUGUGAAGCAAACGCUCAAGAGAACCAAUUGUUUCAAACUGAUCGCUGCUUUGUUUGUCACUGGAGAUUCUGAACGGACUACAGUAAUCCUUGAUUCCUUCAUGCCUCUUCUUGUGAGAGAGUUGAAAACUUCAGAUAACGAAGAACUGACUCAAUUGACGCAAGAAGUGUGCGGACUAAUCAAGAAAAAAAUCGGAGACGACGAGUACAGUAAUCGUGUGGCCACUUGCCAGAAGAACGCCGCCGAGAAGAUCACAGAUCGUAAACGAAAGAUUCGAGAGUUGGCUGUCACGGCUCCAGAAGAUGCUGCUGAAUUGAAACGAAAGAAGAAUAAGAAGAAGACGGAAAUGAGGAAGAGAAAGCUGGACGAGAUGAAGCCGUAUCGAGCUACAAAACGGCAAGCUGCGGAGAAGAGGAAGGCUGAAGAGAAUGAUGAAGAUUAG